Pyrenophora tritici-repentis Pt-1C-BFP is the source of this 1388-nucleotide messenger RNA. Its product is annotated as RbsK, Sugar kinase, ribokinase family. NCBI's taxonomy places the organism in Eukaryota, Fungi, Ascomycota, Dothideomycetes, Pleosporales, Pleosporaceae. Gene Ontology annotation, cellular component: nucleus; cytosol. The record is from RefSeq and is a predicted model, not a curated record. Gene Ontology annotation, molecular function: adenosine kinase activity. Gene Ontology annotation, biological process: purine ribonucleoside salvage; purine nucleobase metabolic process.
AUUCCAACAACAACAACAACGCCAUAUCACAAAUUCUAUACCCAAAAUGCCUGGAAACUACGAACUACUUUGCCUCGAAAACCCGCUUCUGGAUAUCCAGGGUGUUGGUGACCAGGCUCUCCUCGACAAGUAUGGCUUGAAGGCCAACGAUGCGAUCCUUGCCGAUCCCGAGAAGCACAUGGGUCUCUACGAGGACCUGAUUCAGAACUACAAGGCCGUUCUCAUUGCUGGCGGUGCAGCGCAAAACACAGCGAGAGGUGCGGCAUAUAUCCUUGAGCCAAACUCGGUCGUCUACAUUGGCUGUAUUGGCAAGGACAAGUACGGUGAGACGCUGGAGAAGAUCUCUGCCGAUGCUGGUGUCAAGACCGAGUACCUCUACGAUGAGAAGACGCCCACCGGUCGCUGCGGUGUUGUCAUCACUGGCCACAACCGUUCCUUGUGCACAGACCUCGCCGCUGCGAACAACUACAAGCUCGAGCACUUGAAGGAGGAGCGCAUCUGGAAACAGGUCGAGAAUGCCAAGGUCUUUUACGUCGGCGGAUUCCACUUGACUGUCUGUGUUCCAGCUAUCAAGGCGCUGGCCGAGGAGGCUGCCGCUAAAGACAAGCAAUUUAUUCUCAACCUUUCUGCGCCCUUCAUUUCGCAAUUCUUCAAGGACCCUCUCGACGAGAUUCUGCCAUACGUCGACAUUCUCAUUGGCAACGAGACCGAAGCCGCCGCAUUCGCCGAAGCCCACGGUUACGAGACCAAAGGAUGUCAAAGGAAAUUGCGAAGAAGAUUGCCAGCUUGCCCAAGAAGAACACCAACCGACCAAGGACCGUCGUCAUCACCCAGGGCACCGACCCCACCAUUGCCGUCAGCGCAAAGGACGGCAGCGACGUCGAUGUCAAAGAAGUCUCCGUGCACGCAAUCACCGAAGACAAGAUCAACGACACCAACGGUGCCGGUGAUGCCUUUGCCGGUGGUUUCGUCGCCGGUAUCGUCCAGGGCAAGCCGCUCGAGAAGGCCAUCGACAUGGGCCAGUGGCUCGCCAAGCUCAGCAUCCAGGAGCUGGGUCCCUCGUACCCGCAGCCCAAGCAAACUUACAGCAGCUAAGCGUCUCCCUCUUUACACUUGAGUGAGCGCUGAAGCUCGUGUAUUUCAACAAUCUACGAGAGAGAGAGAGCAUACUACACCGCGACGAGGGGUCGUUGCUUUUGCCGUUCACCAACGAUUCUCGUUUUGGUAACGGCAUCGCCGAAGAUGAUAAAGUAUCACUGAGAUGGUGUGUUUGACCUUUUGGGCGUCUUAUCUUACAUAAAAGUGGAGAUUUGGCCUUUCAACAGCCAAAGAUGAUACCCUCAGCCAAAUAUGCUGCUAGACAUGAAAUAAACAUUUUGACGAUGCAA